AUGGCUCCUGCUGCUACCGUCGACAUUGUCAAGCCUGCUACUUUGCCUCACAAGGGCGGUGUGCCCAUGGCCGACAGCAAGGUUCAUAGCAACAUGGAGGUUGCAACUGGUGCCGCGGUCGGUUCAAAGUGGGAGGACUUCACCUUCCAGCCCAUCCGUGAGUCUCAGAUUGCUCGCGAGAUGGCUCGUCGCUACUUUGCCGACCUCGACAAGUAUGCCGAGUCCGACAUCGUCAUCAUUGGUGCGGGCUCUUGCGGCUUGAGUACCGCUUACACUCUCGCCAAAGCCCGCCCCGAUCUCAAGAUUGCCAUUAUCGAGGCCAGUGUUUCUCCUGGCGGAGGUGCUUGGCUAGGAGGCCAACUCUUCAGCGCAAUGAUCAUGCGCAAGCCGGCCGACGCCUUCCUCGAGGAGAUUGGCGUCCCCUUUGACGUGGAGGAGAACUAUGUCGUGGUCAAGCACGCAGCCCUGUUCACCUCGACGCUCAUGUCCAAGGUUCUAGCCUUCCCCAAUGUCAAGCUCUUCAACGCCACCGCCGUCGAGGAUCUCAUUACCCGCCGCGACGACUCGGCCCCCGGCGGUAUCCGCGUCGCCGGCGUCGUGACCAACUGGACUCUGGUCUCCAUGCACCACCACGACCAGUCCUGCAUGGACCCCUCCACCAUCAACGCCCCCAUCCUCAUCAGCACCACGGGCCACGACGGUCCCUUUGGCGCCUUCUCGGCCAAGCGCCUCGUGUCCAUGGGCGCGCUCGAGAAGUUGGGCGGCAUGCGCGGCCUUGACAUGCAGACGGCCGAGGACGCCAUUGUCAAGGGCACCCGAGAGAUCGUCCCUGGCCUCAUUGUCGGUGGUAUGGAGCUGAGCGAGGUCGACGGCGCCAACCGCAUGGGCCCGACCUUUGGUGCCAUGGCUCUGUCUGGUGUCAAGGCGGCUGAGGAGGCGCUUGCUGUCUUUGACCUGCGCCAAAAGCAGAACUCUAUUUGA
Pestalotiopsis fici W106-1 is the source of this 981-nucleotide messenger RNA. Its product is annotated as Thiamine thiazole synthase. Bases 1 to 981 code for a protein of 326 amino acids. NCBI's taxonomy places the organism in Eukaryota, Fungi, Ascomycota, Sordariomycetes, Amphisphaeriales, Sporocadaceae. The record is from RefSeq and is a predicted model, not a curated record. The transcript is spliced from 2 exons. Gene Ontology annotation, biological process: thiamine biosynthetic process.